Tilletiopsis washingtonensis is the source of this 1622-nucleotide messenger RNA. RefSeq names its product nucleoside hydrolase. The transcript is spliced from 8 exons. The coding region runs from base 418 to 1596 and encodes 392 amino acids. Gene Ontology annotation, cellular component: cytosol. Gene Ontology annotation, biological process: purine nucleoside catabolic process. NCBI's taxonomy places the organism in Eukaryota, Fungi, Basidiomycota, Exobasidiomycetes, Entylomatales. The record is from RefSeq and is a predicted model, not a curated record. Gene Ontology annotation, molecular function: purine nucleosidase activity.
UCUGCGCCCUGUCUUUACCCUUCAAUACUCAUGAGCCUUGGCACGCACCGAAGUUCCGGUGACUCGCUUCGCAGCGGUGAGAGCCUGCCGACUCUGCCGAAGUGGGCCCCAUGCGCACCUGUCCAGCACUGCCGCGUACUGUGCUCCCAACCGACAGUGUCGGGAUGCUCCGCGACGUAGGACGAGCUGAAGGCGCAAGGAAACCCACAGAAUGCAGAUUCCUCUCUGCAGCCGCCCGCCAUGGUGCUGCGACGGCGCUGCUGAUGCGCUCUCUACCGCCUGCCGUGUCGAGUUCCUUGACCCACAGCCGCCCAAAGCCGUCCGGGCACGACCUCCACUUCGCAGCAAAAAGACGCUAAGCCGGCUGCAGAUCCGUGCAGGAAAGGCAGCGGCCCUCUUCCUCAGACUUCAACAGACAUGCUGCUCUCACACAUCUUCAGGGGAGCGCUGCUCCUGCCAUUCUUUGGCGUGGUGGCCGAUGCGGCGCCGCGAGAGCUCAUUCUGGAUAACGACUGGAGUGAGAGCCCGAUGCCGCUCCUCAUCGCUCUCGCAGCCGACAGCAGCCUCGUGAGCAACCUGACUGUGACGAGCCUGUCUGGCAAUACUUGGGGCAAUCAGUGCCAGGCAUACGCACAGCGCUAUCUGCAAGCUGCGCUGGCCAGUGUCAACGGCACGGGAGAGCUCGCAUCGCGCAUCGAGACGGUCGGCGCAGUGCCAGGCGCUCUGCUGCCGCUGCUCCGGACGCAGCAGGGCUACGAGCAGGGCAUCAACUACACCGGCUCCCUGUCGUUCGCAGGCAGCUGGCGGCCUUUCAACGAGACAGCCGAGAGCAUGGGCUCGGACCCGACCGGCAACGAGGCAGACGCAGGCCGAGUGACCUUCCAGGGCGAUGCGGUGCCGCGUGCUCUGACCGGCCAGCUCGCCACUUCCGCAGCCCAGUGGGCCCCAGAUGUGCUGGUAGAGCGCAGCAGGGCCGCACGAGCGCGCAACGAGACGGUGACGCUCGUUGCCAUCGGGCCUUUGACCAACGUGGCGCUGGCACUGGUCAGAGACCCCGCCUUUGCGCAAGGAGUGGAGCUGUUCUACCAGGGCGGCUUCUUGAGCUACAACCUCGAGUCGCUCUUGAGCGUCCGCAACAGCGACAUCUUUAACGACUUCAACACGCUCUUCGACCCGCAGGCCGCCAAGAAGGUCCUGCGAGCGCCGUUCAAGCGUCUGGUGCUGAUCAACGAGGCGGCGUCGCGCGUGACGCCGCCGGAGGACAUCGUGGUCGCAGCAGGUCGCACAAGCGCAAGCGCCAGCAGCGAGCAGCGCUUCCUGGCGCAGCUCAUCGGCGCGCCUGCCGAGCCCGGCCUGCCGCUGUGGGACGAGCUGGCAACGCUGGCGGCGCUCUAUCCUGAGGUCAUCGCGAAUAGCACGGUCGGCCGCAUCGACAUCGACGACCGCGAAGGCGGCUGGUCCUACGGUCGUGCCUUCGCCUGGAGGGAUGAACUGGCGCCGGCGGGCCUGCAGCAGGCCGAGAUCGUCACGGCCUUCAACGAGCAGCGCGUGCACGAGCUGUACAUUGCCGCAGCGCAGGCCUUUGUGAACCCCUGAGAGCGCAAUGCUAUGCGGAUCACCCG